AUGAAAUCUCUAUUCUUGACAGGAAGCCCAAGGGUUGGUAAAACAACUAUCAUCAGUAAAGUAAUAAAAUAUUUACAAACUACUUACCCAGAAACGAUUUUAUUACACGGAUUUUACACAUCAGAAGUAACAACAGGAUUAAACAAAAACAAUUCAAGAAUAGGGUUUGAUAUAAUUACAAUUGAUGGAAAAAGAGGGGUUCUUUCACGUAAAAAAGAUUAUUGGACAGGAGAACCUCCCAACGCUAUAGCACCAAAAGUUGGAGAAUAUAUUGUUGAUUUGAAAGAAUUUGAAAAAAUAGCUAUACCGGCUAUAACAAUUAAAAUAGGUGGUGAUGAUAAGGAAAGCAAAUGUAAAAAACAGGUGGUCAUAAUUGAUGAAGUUGGUAAGAUGGAAAGUUUUUCAAAUGGUUUUAACGAAAUUGUAAGAAAUUUGAUAUCGAAAGGAAAGAAAAAUGAAAAUGAUAUUUGUGUUGUAGGAACUGUUGCAUUGAAACAUGGAGGAUUGGCAGAGGAGAUUAGGAAUAAAGCUGAUGCUGGAUUAAGAAGAAAACAAAAAUCAAUUGAUGUUGAAGAGGAAAAUCUAGUGAUUUGGGAAGUUACUAAUGAAAAUAGAGAACGUAUGGUUAAUAAAGUUGUGAUUGAAUUAGAAGAGAUGUUGAAUAUUAGAAAGGAAUAA
Funneliformis geosporum is the source of this 678-nucleotide messenger RNA. Lineage: Eukaryota; Fungi; Glomeromycota; Glomeromycetes; Glomerales; Glomeraceae. The record is from the annotation of a GenBank genome assembly.